Molecule: messenger RNA, 1959 nt
Organism: Solea solea (common sole)
Lineage: Eukaryota; Metazoa; Chordata; Actinopteri; Pleuronectiformes; Soleidae
Product: E3 ubiquitin-protein ligase TRIM58-like
Exons: 13
Coding region: 103-1947 (614 amino acids)
Molecular function (GO): protein binding; zinc ion binding
Source: RefSeq, a predicted model, not a curated record
GCAUGAGACCCCGCCCACUGAUGACAUCACAGGCUGACAGGAACCUGAGUUUCAGGAUUUCAGAAACACCUGGAGUCACAGAGAGGAAGCAGCAGCAGUACUAUGACGAUGACAGAGGCAGCGGCUCCAGAUUUGUUCUCAGAGCAGGAGUUAACCUGCUCCAUCUGUCUGGACCUGUUCAGUGAACCGGUCUCCACUCCAUGUGGACACAACUUCUGCCAGGCGUGUAUCGGUGGUUACUGGGCGUCCAGCUCAGUGUGGACGUGUCCGCUGUGUAAACAUCACUAUGAAGAACGUCCUCAUCUCAGUGUCAACAAAGUCUUUGCUCUAAUCUCAGAUAAGUACAGAGUGGCCCGUUACGGAGCGGCCGGGUUACCCAAGUCCAUGUCCAGCGACGCGUCCACCCUCGCGGGUCGCUUUGGCUCCACCCCGUCUGUGUCAGCGGUGGUGUCAGGUGAAGACGUGGUGUGGUGCGAUGUGUGCACAGGUGUGAAACAGCCGGCCGUCAGCUCCUGUCUCACCUGCACCGCCUCCUACUGCACUGAGCACGUGCAGCCGCAUCACACCGCGGUUUUCUAUUCCAAACACCCACUGAUGGACCCACAGGAGGCACUGAGGGGACGCACCUGCUCCGUACACCGCCGCCUGCUGGAGGUUUACUGUCAGACGUGUCAGAACUGUAUCUGUGCCAUCUGUGUCCUGGACCAACAUCGGACUCACAAAACCUUGUCGGUCCAGACAGAGCGACUCAGCAAACAGAAACAUGUGGCAAGGACGGAGCAGGUGAUCCUGAACCGCAUCAAAGAGAGAGAGAUCCACGUGAGCGAGCUGAAGAAGAAACUGGAGGGAGUGAAGAACUACGCAGACGGAGAGCGAGGCGACGUCGAGCACCUGCUGGACCAGGUGUCCAGGUCUCUGGACCGGAUCCGUACCCAGGUGGUGGGUGGGAUCCAGGACCAGCUGGACACAGUCAUGACAAAGGGGGAGGGGCUGGUAAGCCGCCUGGAGGCAGAGCUAAAGCAGCUGGGGGACCGGAGGGCCACACUGGAGGUCCAGGCCAUCAGUCAGGAUCACAUUGGCUUCCUGCAGAGUUUCGAGGAGGCCACAGCUCCUCUGGACGAGGACAACAAAGAGGACGAGGACGAGGAGUUGUCUCUGCACUUCCAGCUGACGGAGGUGAAGACCUCACUGUCCGAGGUCAAGGACAAGAUGGAUGACAUCAGGAUGGGGGAGGAGCCAACCAGAGGCUCCAGAGGCUCCAUUUCCUCUGGUGACCACAUGAUGGCAGCAGAGAGUAUGAUGAGUCUGAGAGGAAGCACCAUGAGUCUGAGGAAGAGUCAGUGGUCACUGAGAGAUCUGAAGAAAAACAAACCAGUCUCAGGACAUAAAAAGGCUCGAGUCUACAUGGAGGACGUGACGCUGAACCCGGUCACAGCGUAUCCGUUCCUCAUCCUGUCUGAGGACAGGAAGCAGGUGAAGCGAGGAGAGAAGCUGCAGUUCUACAGAAACAGUCCUCACAGGUUUGAUGUUUGGUCCUGUGUCAGCGCUAAAGAGGGAUUCAACUGUGGACGCCAUUACUGGGAGGUGUUUGUUGGGGAGAAUAAGGACUGGAAACUGGGCGUGGUCAGUGAGUCGGCUCAGAGGAAAGGUCUCUUUGACAUGAGUCCUUCCAACGGAUACUAUGCCAUCUGGUGGAGUGGCAGUCAGCUGAGAGCACUGACCACACCCCCUCUGACCAAGGUCAAGAAUCCUCCAAAGCUGCGUCAGGUGGGCGUGUUUCUGGACGCAGACGUGGGUCAAGUUUCCUUCUUUAAUGCUAAGUCUGGAUCAGAGAUCUACAGCUUUAGCAACUCCACUGAGUUCACCGACAGAAUGUUUCCUCUGCUGGGAACUGGAGACAAAGAAGUUCCUCUGAUCCUGAUGACCACGCAGCACCAGCUCGCCUGAGACACGCACAGA